UAUGCAGUACUGUACUGUAUGUCUUUGUGUCACACAAAAUAAUCACUGUCCAAAAGAGCAAAGCGUCUUAAGGCAACAACAGAGCAAGGAGGUGAGAGGAAUAGGAGAUAAUGGAUGAAUAAAUAAACGCAGCUCUGGCAUGUGCAAGUGCAAGCGAGCAUUCAUAAAAGAGGCAGUGAUGUCAUCACACAGAGCAAGGGGAGUGGGGGGGCUCGUGCUUAGCCUGCUGCCCGCCCCCUCGCUCGCUUUCAGAGCGCACACUCUCACACACACGCUCAGAGUUACAGCAAGCUCUCCAGACCAGAACACCAGCACAUCCAAACACAGAGGCUUGCGUGCGUUCAGACACGCUCCGCACACACUCUCUGUCAGGGGCCGGACAUCUCUUAACGCUGAGUGAGCCCAGCAUGCCCUCCAGAAGCGUGGACUGUAAUAUCUCCACCUUCAUCGCCUGCGCGGUGGACAUGGAAGUGUUCACCAGUCAGGAGGUCAAGGAAAUGUUUGAAGCGCUUUUUAUUGCGUACGAUGAAGGUGUGACGUUCCAGCAGUUUAAGAGCUUCCGACGUGUACGAAUCAACUUCAGUAACCCCAAAGCAGCUGCCAGCGCCAGGAUAGAACUGCACGAGACGCCUUUCAGAGGGAAAAAACUCAAACUAUAUUUUGCCCAGGUGCAGAACCCAACGUCCGAUGGAGACAAUUUGCACCUGGCUCCUCCCCAGCCUUCGAAACAGUUCCUCAUCUCCCCUCCUGGCUCACCUCCAGUCGGCUGGCAACAGAUUGAUGAAGCAACACCGGUUAUUAACUACGACCUGCUCUACGCCGUUGCCAAACUCGGCCCCGGUGAGAAGUUUGAGCUUCAUGCAGGCACGGAGUCUACGCCCAGCGUGGUGGUCCACGUCUGCGACAGUGACGCAGAAGAAGAGGAGGAACCAAAGACCAACCCUAAACCAAAAAUCAUCCAGACCCGACGUCCAGACCUGCCCGUCUCGCACUGAACUCUACAGUUCCCACACGGGAGGAUCUGUACCCUCCCCAUUCCCUUCACAGGACCUCUGCCAUCCCCCUUCAGGACCAGGGUCUGAGGGACUCCGAAUCCGUGUUCCUCGUUCAGCACACACAAGUGUACAAUCUUCAAUGUGUGUCACACUAUUUUUUUAUGUUGUCAAUACUCUGUACCCGUUUCUCAAUCUUACUCCGUCGUAAUAUCAUUCAUCCUCUCACCAGUUAGAGGCAGCAUGUACCCAUUCCUGCUCUCACCUACGUUUCGAUUGGCUCCUGGGCUGUGGCACGUGAUGGUGUCAGAUAUGCCUAUUGGCUGAUAGCUGGCCAUUUGGUUUUGCUCUUGCACCACAAAUAUUUACUAUUUGUACCCAAUGAAGCCAUUAAAAGUACAUUCUUCAUAAGGGCAUGCUAGCCACCGGAUGUGGCUUAACACCAGCGCUGCAUGUGGCACAGUAACCCUUAGAAAUAUAUAUAUUGCCUAACAGUUUUUUUCUCAAUAUUGUUAAAUCAUGCGUAGCAAUGAGCGCAGUUGACCACAGGAAUCUUUCCCAUUAUGCCAAUGCAUGUUCUGGUAACCUUCUGAUAGCAAACUGUAUUGUUUUUAUUUCCUGCUGUGAAUAAUUGUCAGUGUGUCUUGCCAACAGUGUUCUUACAGAAAAACGAUGCUUUUCAAAAAAGGAGCUGAGAUUUUUAUUGUAUAAUCAUGCACCUUUUGAUAGAACCUAUGAGUUGGUCUGACUUUUGUUCAAUGUGUUUUUUUGGGGGGUCAAACGGACGUUUCCUUAUAAAAACUGAAAAUGACAAAAGAAUUUAUUCCAGAUUAGAUUACGUCAUCAAUCUGGUGUCAUUUAAUGAAGUCUGUAAUAUGCAUGGUUACUUGUUUCUAGAGUUUCAUGUUGUUGUGAGCGAUCCAUACGUAGGUUUCCUCGUGGUCUGUGAGACUUCAUUCACACGCAAGUUCAUUUACAGUCACGUAACAGAAGACAUGCACGAUGCAACGGAGUUAGUAAAACAGAUCUUCCAAGUGCUAUUACACAGUGGUUGAAAGCAAAUAUUAGGAGGGUGAAGUCAAUUUUUGCCUAAUUUAUUUACGGAUUAUCGAAUUAAACAUGAUAGCUGUACGUAGCCGCAGUACUCUUCAAAAACUGUAGUCAUAGAUUUGAGACACAAAAUGCACUACACAACAUAUGUAGUCAGAAAACAUGGCACAAAAUGCCUCGCAGUUGUCAUAUCUACAUACAGUACAAUAUAAAGAUAAUGUUGAAUUAAUUUCAACUUCUUCCAAGACUAUAAACGAGUCUAGUCCCAGACAAUACAUUAACACUGUGAUGUCAUUUCUGUGAUAGCUGAUGACGCCCUACGUUUAAGGUAUUGUUGUACAUGAGUAUAUUGUAAAUUUAAAGAGGUUAUCAGGCUUAAAUGUCUGUUGUUCAGUGUUAUCGGUGUGUUAAGGGUGGUAGCCAGUGUCAACUUGCACAACCUGUUAAUUUUCUUGAAACUACUGGGUUGGAUUUUUCCUUUAGUCUGAAUGAAAGAAAUGGUUAGCCUGAAUGUAGAAUACAUCCCAACGUCUUCACACUUUAACUGAAGCAAUGACUCUUGUUGUGGGAACAGGGUAUAUAUACCGCUCUAUGACAUCACAAUCUGUAUUAUGACACACAGGGAUUUAUUGUGCUUCGGUGACCUCAAGCCUUAUUUGAUAACGCUGACAAAAAAAAAAGAGUUGUUCGGGUCAGCAAUGUGUAACCUGUUCUCUGUUAGAGAAAAUUUAACAACACAUAUUGGAUUAGAACAAAGAAUGAGAGCAAUAUCACAUAAAUGAUACACGCGGCCCCAAUCCAUUUUGCCUGAUUGGUCAGACUGCUCUUCCCCAUUCUCGAUUCACAAGAUAUACAAACACUAUUGCAGUCUCACACGCUGCCAGCCUUCCUUACUGUCCUGUAAUUAAAUAUUUUUGUAUUGUUCUGUAUUGCACUUUCACAUGACUGUAUCAUUCAGUAAUUGUAUUUUUUUCAUGUACUCCUGAAGACAUGAUAUUAUCUCUGUUCUUAAAGUCUUUGAUCUGGAGUUUGUGUCACUGAUGUUGGGAAACAAUAUCUGUAUUGUGUAUACUCGUGCAAGACCGUCGGUCUUCUUGUCAUAUACAUGUACGUCCUGCCUGCCGACACUAUGGAGACAUAUCUGUAUAUAUUAAUCAAUAAUAUUUUUACUGCAUUUUUGUACAAAUAUUCAUGGUAGCCAUGUACGAGUAGUCGAGAUGAUUCUUUGUUAGUAUUAAAAAAGUUUGGUUUUAAAUCAACGGUGUGGUCUGAUGACUGAGGUGCCACUUUUCUUUUAAACAGCAAGGAGCUCCCUUCACAUUUUUCUUUAAUGUUUGGAUAAAGUUUUUUUCUAAAGCAUUUUAAGUGAACAAACUGUUAGCUUUGCAAUUAAAUAUUUUAAUAUGUUAGCAAAUUAUAGUUUUGUCUACAAAAUUAAUUCGGUCAUUAAGGUUUAUAAGUGACCCUAAACUUUUAAAGGGUGAUGUAAAUAAAUAAAUGAAAAAGAAAGGAACAAGUAAGGGGGGUUGGGUUAAAAUUACAAAUUCAUUUCACAUGAAUAAUAAUUAUUAUUAUAUAAAUAUAAAGAAUAAGGGGGAAUAAAAGGGAAAGAAAACAAGUGAAAAAAUCCCCGACUUCACCUCACUAAAAAAGCCUUUUAAGUAUUGUUAUUUGGAAAAAAUAGCACACAAAAGUCUUUUGUUUAGAUGCUCGCCGUUUCUCUUUUUAUUAUUCUUAGCACAAACCAAGUCGUACGGUUUCUAGGGCGAUGCUGACGUAAGGCCUGUCAGUCAAGUGUUCUCGCGCUACAUCUCAGCCAAUGAUGACAGACUACAAUAAGAUGCUUCAGUUGUUUUUACAGCAUCAUAUUUCUGACUCCCUCGUUAAAAGAGGCGCAACGACGUAGUCUACCGAAAAUGUAGUUCUGACUGAAAUUUAGUCCAAGUCAUGAUGUAAGCCACCAUAGUUUGGAAUGUCUCAGAAUACUUAUAUAAGUAUAAUACUUAUACUUGUGUAUUUUUAGACCGACCACACGGUAUCUUCAAGGUAAGACGGUAAGGUCAGAUUUUGAGACUUGAUUGUGACCAGUCCCUUUCUGAUGACAGAUUUUUGCGUCAAGGUCAUGUGCAAUGAUACGCUUUCUUUGUGGACAGCCAUCCUGCUUGGCAAAUAAUAUAAAGAUUUAAAGGCGAUUUCACUCAUGUUACAUAAGUGUCGUCAGUGCCCUCUUGUGGAGAGCCAUUAACACUACACGCUUAUUAGUGACCGCCAGUAGAAAGUUACAAUAGGUAAGACAUUUUAUUAAUUUUUUCCCCUUUUACACGUGUAAUAUUAAAAUGCAAACAAUAAUAAAUAUAUACACUUUGCUGUGUCCUCAUAAACACGUUUACCUCGAACCACAAUAAAUUGUCGAAUGGGCGUUUAGUUACACUCACCAAUAUUUUCGAGCAUUUUCUCUCACUCGCUCUCAUCUAAGACGUCAGUUUAAUAUAAAUGAAUAAAUAAAUGAUAAAUCUUUCCAAAUCCAUGCGAUUUGAGCCGUUUUAUUUAGGCUGACUGAAAAUGCAAUUUCACUAUUCUACCAGAAGAUGGCAAUGCACAGUAACAGAUGUUAAACGUGUUAAAUGCAUUUAAUGAGCGUUUUAAUUUUUGAAACAAAAUGUACAUUACAUUUCACUACAUUUAUGUUAUAGCGUUAAGACAAUAAACGCAUCUUCCUAUUGUACCCUAUUACAUAUCAUGUGAGCAAUAGUUAUCCCUUUGAAUUUACUUUUAGCUUUCUAAAUUUAAGCAUAUGACCAGAGCCAUUUGGCUAGUCAAAGUGAACAUGAUGUGUGUGUUCCAGUUCCAGGUUAGAAGGCCAAAGUACCUGCGUCACCGAUCGUUCUUGUUUUACAGCAUUGCUGAUAGCAGUGUGUUAGAUGCUGCGCCAGGCCAGGUUCCUGAGCAGUAUGGCCAGCUGUACCCAGGGAGCCCUCUCAGUUGGGCAGAGGAAUAGGUACAUGGAGUGGUAGCCACCUGCUCAAAGGAUUAGCCAAAACCACACAUGCUCCAGUCCCAGGAUCCACCAACAAAUACCAAUUGCUUUCCCAUUCGUGCCACGAAAACCAAGUUAUGAGCCUGACUGUUUGACCUCAGAAGAAUAUUGUCUAUUCUCAAUGACACAAACAUUUGUACAGUUUUAUUGACUUAUUACUGUCUUUAUGCUUCAAUCCUCGGUCUGGUUGAUUAUUCGUUUCUUUCCUGAAGGUAUUAAAAUGUGAAUGAAGCUCAGCUCAAGCUCUCUGAUCGAUGCACAACAUCGAUUCUGCUGCGUGAAUCUAAAAGCGUCUGUUUGUUUGUGCGGGAGUCAAGUUUUAAAUUGAGGAGAAGAAAUAUGCCACGACGCUUUUAGAAAGGGACGAGAGCGCUUGUUUGUGCUGAUGGGACGGAGGAAAACACAUAGGUAGCGGACAGAUGGAGGGACAAAUAGACAUGUAAGCGCAUGGAAAAGACAGAUGGAUCUAAAACACACACACACACACACACACACACACACACACACACACACACACACACACACACACACACACACACACACACACACACACACACACACCACACAC
Molecule: messenger RNA, 5647 nt
Organism: Triplophysa rosa
Lineage: Eukaryota; Metazoa; Chordata; Actinopteri; Cypriniformes; Nemacheilidae
Gene: rcan2
Product: regulator of calcineurin 2
Exons: 4
Coding region: 408-995 (195 amino acids)
Biological process (GO): calcium-mediated signaling
Cellular component (GO): nucleus; cytoplasm
Molecular function (GO): nucleic acid binding; calcium-dependent protein serine/threonine phosphatase regulator activity
Source: RefSeq, a predicted model, not a curated record